Molecule: messenger RNA, 6041 nt
Organism: Trichobilharzia szidati
Lineage: Eukaryota; Metazoa; Platyhelminthes; Trematoda; Strigeidida; Schistosomatidae
Source: the annotation of a GenBank genome assembly
CAACAACAGUUUUUGUCGACAGACUAUCAAGAGAACUUUUCCAAUGUCAUUGUUAGAAACUCACACAAUACUACAAGUUUACCACAAUCUCCUCACGUUUAUCAGCAGAACCACCAGUCAUUCCAUCAUGCUCUCCAGUAUGUGAAUAAAAUAAAGAACCGGUUCCAAGGCAUACCUGAUGUCUACAAACGAUUCCUCGAUAUAUUGCAGUGGUACCAAAAAGAACAAAGACACUCAGAUCCUAUGUGUCGUAAACAGGCCGAAUUACAGGUUUACCAGGACGUUGCCAAGCUGUUUGAUGGCCAAGAGGAUCUACUUCAGGAAUUCAGCCAGUUCUUACCUGAAUCCUUUGGCGUUACGAGUGCUGUGGUAGGUUUUUACCGUUUAAGUUAUCCUCCUGUUUUGUAGACUGAAACGACGAUAAAUAGGAAGAACUCUGGCUAUUCACAACUCAGUGGGUCAGAUUUACUAGAUCCGUCUGUUCCAGUGCCUCAGUUAAUAAACCGUGUUUCAGAAGGCAUCAACCUAGCGCUGUCUUCUAGACAGCGACCAGGUCAAGAAGCUGUUCCUGCAAGUGUGGAUUCCAAAAAACUAAAGCGACUUGCUCCUGCACCAAAUGCUUUUCAGAACAGUGCCUCAGCAAUUAUUCCACCCAAGAAAUCUCGUUCUUCAGUACGAGAUGUAAGCAUUGUUGAUACAAAUCAACUGACCACAGGGAUUGGCGUGUCACUUUUGCAAAAGAUUCGAGAUGCUUUGGAUGCUGACAGUCCAGUAGGGAAUCGUUCCUACCAAACCUUCCUACAAAACGUUUGUUUAUUCAACCGUCGGAUAAUAUCAGCUGAUGAAUUGUUAGAAACGACACAUCCUCUAUUUAUAAGACAUGUAGACGUGUGGAGACGCUUCAGUGAUUUCAUCAUGUCAUCACGAAAUUCAUCCCAAGAAGGAUUUGGACAACUUCAGUCUCAUUCUCCUGCUUACUCCCGAGACAGACAUGAUCGUGACAAACAUGGUACUUGUAAUUUCCCAUGUGAUUCUCAUACAUGUCCUGAUUCUCUAUCCAACAAUAUAAACAAUCAACCGCCUACAUCAUUAGUCUCACUUGUAAGUGAAGUAUCUCAAAAAAGAUUGGAUUUGGAUUUCACUAAGCUCCGAAGUUGUGGUGUAAGCUAUCGAGCAUUACCAUCGAAUUUCCCGCAGAGCAAAUGUUCUGGUCGGCAAAAAUGCCCAGUUGCGAAAGAAGUGUUAAAUGAUUCGUAUAUCAGCUUCUCUUCGCUUACCUCCGAAGAUUCUCAGUUUGUAUCAUCUAAAAAGAAUCAAUAUGAAGAAAAUAUGUAUCGUGUUGAAGAUGAACGUUAUGAAGUAGACAUGGUUACUGAACUCAAUAGAGCUGCAAUGCAAAAUCUAGUUGUUGUUAAAAAACGUAUGGAUAGAUUAAAUAAAGAACAACUUAGUCAAUUCCAUAUGGAUGAUAAAUUAGGUGGAACAUCGGCAAUUUUAAUGCGAAAAGCUAUACACAGAGUUUAUGGUGAUAAAGCAGGUGAUGUAAUAUAUGGCUUAAAAAAUUGUCCUAAUACAGUACUCCCAUUGGUUAUACAACGUAUGCGUCAAAAAGACACAGAAUGGCGAGAAGCUAUCCGUAAUUAUCAACGUUCUUGGGCAGAUCAAGAUGCACGUAAUUAUUUACGUUCUCUGGAUCAUCAGGGUGCAACAUUCAAACAACGUGAUGCACCUUUCAUACGUAGUAAAACUAUGAUUAGUCAGAUAGAAUCUAUCGCCCGAAAUGAUAAGCAUUCAUCGUGUCAUUCUAGUUCAGAUCCUGUCGGUAAAAUGAUCUCUACUUUGCUAACUCAACAAAAUUUUAUUUCUCGUGAUAUCAGUAAUCCAGGAUCUAUAGGCUCUGCUUUAGCAAAUGUAUUAGAAGGGAAUAAUGAAGAUGAAUCAGCUCAUUUAACAUUAGUAUAUCCACCACCAGAUAUUAGAAAUUCACUUUUAGAAGAUGCUGCAUCAUUGAUUAUACAUCAUGUGAAACGUCAAUCCAAUGCAAGCAAAAAUGAUAAACGAUCCAUGAAAUGUUUAGUAAGAACUGUGCUACAAGAUAUCUUUAUGGCGAAUCGUUUUCCAAUGUCAGAUGAUGAAGACGAUGAGGAGGAUGAAGAUGAAGAUAUAGAUCCAAAACCGGAGGAUGAAGAGCCAAUCGAUGAGAUAGGCGAAAAUGAUGAUGGUUGUCGUAAUCGACCAGGACGAAAUUUUAAAUUAUCAAAACGUUUUCCUGAGUCCCGUAAACUACUAAUCCCAAGUGAAGAGACAGCAUCAUCAGUUGUUAUGGAUCAUUCUGAUGAAUCUGAUAUAACUCGUAAAGAUAAUGUGAAAAUGGAAACAGAACCGCUUAUUGUACAAACUGAUGAUUUAUCAUCGAACCGAUUAAAACCAGAUGAAACGAAUUUUCAUUCACCUGGAUUAUCUACACAAAACAUCUCCAUAUCUUGUCAUAAUAAUAAUAAUAAUAAUUUAGAAAAUUCCGUGAAUGAACUUCGUAAUACGGAACUUGGUUGUAUGUCGAAUUUACCUAAACAGGAGUACUAUUCUGUACUGUAUGGAAAUAAUCACUGGUAUGCAUUUUUAAGGCUUCAUCAUCUCCUUUUGUGCCGAUUGCAUCAUCUACGUACUCGUGGUGCAACAGCUGUUCAAGAAGCUGUUUCAGACAAAGAUGAAUAUCAUGUACAAGCGGCUGAAUUACUUCAUCUUCGUAGAUACGGUGGUACUGAUCCAUCGCAAUACUAUACUCAUGCUCUCAAUUUGGUUAAAGAUCUAUUGGAUGGCGGAGAAGAUAUAAACACCUAUGAGGAUAGAUUACGUGAUAUGUUUGGCAUACAUGCAUAUCCAUGGUUUACUAUGGAUCGUCUUAUAAUUAAUAUAGUCCGUCAAUUGCAAGCACUUACCAGUGGGGAUGAAUUAAGUCGUCGAUUGACAGCUUUACAUCGUUCUUGGGUCGGUAAUUCAGCCUACAAUGAUCGAGGCAUACAGUUGAAUAAUUCUGCGUCAAAUUUUCCUCAGUAUUCGGACGUUUGUGGUCCAUUGUAUACUCGUGUCUGCCGAUUGGCAAAUGAGAGUGCCUAUCAUUCUCAGGCUAUGGCUAUUUGUUCUUCUUUUGCUGGUACAAAUAGCUCUUGCAAUGUUGGUUCAGGUCCUGGAAAUUCAUAUUCAUCCAAUACAGCCGGACAAAGCAACACAAAUACUUUUAAUAAUAAUAAUGCUAAUAACAACAACAAUAAUGUUAAUAAUCCUAAUUCAUGGCCUAAUUGUUAUUUAAUUGUGGUACUCUCAGAGGCGUCUACUAUGCUUAUCCGUCUUAUGAAACCUGCUCAUCCAACGAAGUGUGAAUCGGAGAAAGGUCAUGAUGCAUGCUUCUAUUCUAAUCAUAUAAAUUUUAUUCCUUCAGACACGUCUAAUCCUUCAGAUCGUGAAUUUUUGCACAGAGAAAAAUUGAAAUCAGGUGUUUCUAUUCGUCAUUGGCAUGACUACCUUACAACACACCUUUCCUGGACUCUUGGAUAUGUUCCUCACAAUAUAUGUUCACGCAUUUUACCAGUAUUUUUAUAUCGUACUGUCCGUAGAUGUGUGAACGCUUUAACACGUACUGCACUUCAACGAAGACAACAGUUGGUAAUUCAAACAGGAGAUACACAACCUGAAGAAAUCUUAGCACAAGGAAUAGCCUCUACUGGUGAAAAGUUUACUGAGUCAGUAGGUAGUUCCGAGAACCAGGAACAGCGAUUCAAAUCUCCUAGUACAUCUAAUUUUGAAAGAGAUGUUUGGGAGUUUAUGAUCCGCGUUUUCAGAAAUGAUCUCACACAUAAAGAACUCUUCCGUAAUACCUUUUCAAGUGACUGCAUGCAUUCCACCGAACGUUUAGAUUCAAGAGUUACACGUAAUCAUAAAAUAAAUUGGUCUGUUGGUUCUUAUGGAAUAUUCGUUCGAUAUCCUAGACGACGGACUUGUCGAAGUUAUCCCGUAGAAAAAUGGCAUAAAUUUCAUGCUGAUUGGUUAGCAAAGCAUAUUGGCGGCUCUGAUAACAAUGAUGAUGAUGAUGAUGAUGUUGUCCAGCACAAAGAGGAGGAGCAUGAGGAGGCGGCGGCGGCGGAGGAGAAUGAAACAUUGAAUCCAGACGAUGGAGGAAUACAACACUCUGAAGCGCAAAAAUCGAAUGACAACGUUAUCGAGUCAGAGAAAUCACAGAAAAAAGAAUCAUUGACUGUAGAGGUGAAUAAUGAUAAUAAUCUGAUCAGUGGUGGUGCUGAAGUUGGUCAAAGUUCCUCAACUUGUGAAGAAGAAGAAGAAGAAGAGGAAGAGGGGGAAGAGGAAGGCGAAGAAGACGAUGACGAUGAUGGUGAGAGGGAGGACGAGGAGGAGGAGGAUGAAGACGAUGAUGGUGAUGAUGAUGAAGAAGAAGAAGGACAAAGAAAUCUCAUUGUAGAUGCAACUACAACAACUCCCGUGGAAUCAGAUACUUCAUUUUCUUCUUGAUAAAUUGUCUUCAUGAUAGGCUGUGUAUAUAUAUGUAUGUUUUCUUUUCCUUGUUUAUUUUUUGUCAUUAUUGAAUUUUAUUACGUGAUAUGUAUGCGUGUGUACAUAAAUUAAUAUCAAUGCAUAUAUACUUAUGUAUGAUGACUAUGACACCCCUUACUUUUAUGUUAUAUGUACUUGACGCAAUCUAUGGGGGUGUGUGUAUGUGUGUACCUUAUUUGUUUAUUUGUCACACAAUAAUUCUAUUUUCAUUUAAUGCAGUUAUCAUUGUUAUUAUUAUUGUUAUUUGACACGAUUUUUAUACAUACACACUGACUUGCUAAUUUCAGCUUGAAAGUUAGUUUUUUCUUUUCUUUUUGUUUUGUUUUGUUUUCUUUUUAUUUAUUUCUUUGGUAUUUUAUUUUGCUUUAUGAUACACUUGAAAGCUACUCACACCACCUGUUGUAUAUGUACACAUUAUUAUUGUUAUUUAUCUGACUGACAGAUGUAUAUGUAUAAACUUACCUACCUACCAGCCUACCUACCUACCUACCAACUGACCGACGGACCUACCAAUCAUCCCUCGUUUUCUCUCUCCCUCCCUCCUGCAUUAAUAUACUUGUUUGUAUAAGAUUUUAAUAUAUCCUCUAACCCUUUGUUUUAACACAUUAUCAUUAUUAUUAUUAUUCGUUCAAGUAUGUGUUGUAAUAAUAAUAAUAAUAUUAUUAUUAAUAUCCCUACCGUUAUUAUUAUUAUUAUCAUUACUAUUAUUUCCUAUCUUCAAUAUGUGCAUGUAUGCAUGCAUACUACUUACAAAUGGAUAUAUGACAAAUGUUGCAGCUAAAUAAUGAUAAUGCUGAUAUAAUAAUAAUAAUACUGAUGAUAAUCUUUUUCUGUGUAUCUGUAGUGUGUGUGUGAGUGCGUUGUUUGGCGGCUAUCUUAUCCUAUCCUAUCCUAUCCCCUCCAUCCGUCUAUCACGUCUGAAUCCUUCUGUUUUUACUGUUAUUAUUAUUAUUUUAUUUUAGAGAUUAUUGUGCAUAAUUUAGUUUUUUUUAUUCAUAUUUGCGAAGUAACACUUCUUCAGCCUUCUUUUGUUUGUUUGUUUUUUUGUUUCUCUUCUUCCUAAUUUUAUAUAUUAGUUAUCUAACUGUAUUCAUUAUUAAUUAAUUAAUUAAUUGUGACGCAAUCUGUUGUUCAAUGUUUUAUUCUCAUUAGUUUAUGUAUGUACGCAUGCAUGCAUGUCGGUUGUUUGGUUGGUUGGUUAUUUAGCCAACUGACGACUGCCUGCCUGCCUGCUUACACCUGCCUACCUACCUACCUUACCUUACCUUACCUACUUACAGUGUGUAUAAAGUUUUUUCUUUACUACCAAUUGAUGAAUUUGUUUAGUUUAAUCAAUUUUUUUUACUUGUUCUUGCUUAUUAUUACAAUUGAAUAUUUAUGCCGAUUUGAUGUGAAGGGGGAUUUGCCUGCUUAUAAAAGUUACGUCAUGGACUAGGCUUUAUAGUUUUAGGUAGGAAACCAGGGUGUUACUGGAC